Molecule: messenger RNA, 4650 nt
Organism: Corythoichthys intestinalis (scribbled pipefish)
Lineage: Eukaryota; Metazoa; Chordata; Actinopteri; Syngnathiformes; Syngnathidae
Gene: carnmt1
Product: carnosine N-methyltransferase 1
Exons: 9
Coding region: 14-1246 (410 amino acids)
Biological process (GO): carnosine metabolic process
Cellular component (GO): nucleus; cytosol
Molecular function (GO): carnosine N-methyltransferase activity
Source: RefSeq, a predicted model, not a curated record
AUUCGAGGUAAACAUGGCGGAAAAAACUAUGGGAGACCCGCUCACUGGAGAAUAUAUUCCAAAGGAACGAAAAACGUUUGCCCCUGAGGAAGAAGCCAGACUUGAAAGGCAACAUUUUUGGAGAAUCGUCGCCGCCUUUAGAUUUUACAGGAGCCAUGUACAAGAGUAUGUGAAUCGAGCAGAGCGACACUUUCGUAGUCUACCUCAGCGCCACCAGAAUCUACUUCCUUCUGUACUGCCCAAUUUGGCCCGCAUCCGUCAAUGCACAGACCACAACCAUGAAGUUCUGCAAGCCAUCGUCGAGCACAGCAUUCACAUGUUUGAAAACAUUGAGUUUGGGGAGAGGCAGGAUCCGAGGAAGGUGCGCUCCUCCUCAACAUUUGACAUGGACAAGCUCAAGUCAACCAUAAAGCAGUUUGUCAGAGACUGGAGCGAAGCGGGUCAGGGUGAGCGGGACUCAUGCUAUCAGCCCAUCAUCCAGGAGAUCCAAAGGCACUUCCCAAGGGACCAAUAUGAUGUGUCUAAGGUCAGCGUGCUGGUUCCGGGUGCGGGACUUGGACGUCUAGCCUGGGAAAUUGCUCGUCUUGGUUAUAUUUGCCAGGGCAAUGAAUGGAGCUUCUUCAUGCUGUUCUCUUCCAACUUUGUUCUUAAUAGGUGCGAAAAGGUUAAUUGUCUGACACUGUACCCCUGGAUUCACCAAUUUAGUAACAAUAAGAAGUCAUCUGAUCAGACACGGCCUAUCAGAUUUCCUGAUGUCAAUCCUCAGAGUUUACCACAAGAUUCAGACUUCUCCAUGGUAGCAGGGGACUUCCUCGAAGUAUACUCAGAUGCAGAUUCCUGGGACUGUGUGGCUACUUGUUUCUUCAUUGACACGGCUCAUAACGUCAUACAGUAUGUGGAGACCAUCUGGAAAAUUCUUAAACCUGGAGGAGUAUGGAUCAAUCUCGGUCCGCUGUUGUACCAUUUUGAGAACAUGGCCAAUGAGCUCUCAGUUGAACUGAGCUAUGAAGACAUCAGAGCCGCUAUGGUUAAAAUAGGCUUCCACAUAGUGGUGGAAAAUGAGUCUCUUCAUACUACCUACACAGAGAACGAGCGCUCCAUGUUAAGAUACAUUUACGACUGUGUCCUCUUUGUGGCACGGAAACCUGAAAAUAUGUACUCUAACUGCCAAGAAGAAAAUGACCAACAGAGUUCACCUCCAGCUGCCAAAUCACCACGACAAGACAAGUCAGAGUGUCGUACAUGAGUGGAUUAUUAUUAUUAUUCUUUUAAACAUAACAAAGGACAGUAAUCUUCAGUUAAUUUGAAAAAUUGAUCACCGACAGAGAAUGGAAACAGAAAAAAAAUUACAAGAACUCUGCUCAUUUUUUCCCCCAUUCUGUUAGUGAGCCACCACGAUCUAACGAACUCAGGAGGAGGGAAACGCACCAAACAUCAACUUAAUAUAACAAAAGUUUUUAAGGGUCAUAUGAUAUUUAAGAAAAAUGGUGUUCUGCAUGACAGUAACCGGGAGUGAAUGUUUAUGACAAAAGGAACCAAUUGUUUUCACAAGUAUUCCACUCUAAAUCAGCCAAAGUUUAACAAUCUCACUCCUGAUGUUUCAUCUGACUCACAGUACCCAAAGGAAUCCUGAAAAUGUCUGCCAAUUGGUACACAUUUUAACACAGAUUAUUUUUGUUCCAAUACAAUUACAGUAACAAUUUCUAAUACAUCUGCAGAAAGUACAGUGGAUAUGAAAAGAACAUUAUUGUUCAAAUGCAGUUGUUAAUAUAAAUAAGGUAAUUAUAAAUCUUUUCACAACCUCUUCCGCUAUUAAUGCGACCAACUAGAUAGAGCAAGGGUGGGCAAACCGGUCCUCGAGGGCCGCAGUGGGUCCUGGUCUUUGUUCCAGCUGAUUCAGCACAGACACUUUAACCAACAAGGUUUCAGUGGAAACAAGAAGCACCUGACUGCAAUCAACUGAUUGCACUUGUAAGAAACCAGAUUGGUGAAAGGCUGUCCUCAUAAUGGGUAUGACCAAAAACCCGCACACACUGCGGCCCUUUGUGGAAUAGUUUGGCCACCCGAGAUAGAGGGAAAACAUAUUUGACGCCUCCAUUUGACAUCUGUCUAGAGCAGGGGUUCCCAACCUAUUCCACUAAGGCACACUGUGGGUGCAGGAUUUCAUUCUUACCAAACAAGAUGACAACACUUUUUCCCCAAUCUGGUGUUUUACAAGUGCAAUCAGUUGAUUGCAGUCAGGUGUGGCUUGUUUUAGCAGAAGCCUCAUUGGUUCAACUGUCUCUGCUGGAUCGGCUGGAACAAAAACCAGGACCCACAGUGUGCCUUGAGGACUGGGUUGAAAACCCCUGGUCUAGAGCAGGGGUUCCCAACCUAUUCCACUAAGGCACACUGUGGGUGCAGGAUUUCAUUCUUACCAAACAAGAUGACAACACUUUUUCCCCAAUCUGGUGUUUUACAAGUGCAAUCAGUUGAUUGCAGUCAGGUGUGGCUUGUUUUAGCAGAAGCCUCAUUGGUUCAACUGUCUCUGCUGGAUCGGCUGGAACAAAAACCAGGACCCACAGUGUGCCUUGAGGACUGGGUUGAAAACCCCUGGUCUAGAGAUUACAGGUUCAUGUUUCAACUCAGGACUCUCACGUUCCUAAAACAUAAAUCUUAUGUUGAUUGAAUAUUCAAAAUUGCCCUUAGUUAUUACAACAAUGAGUCUUAAUGGUUGUUUGUCAAAAAUGCCUUGCAAUUAACUGAUGACCAGACCAGGUUCUUUAAAGUUGCCAAAGGGAAAGCCCACAAUUCACCUGUGACCCAAAUGAGAACUGGCACAAUGGACAAAUGAUGGACAUUUCAUACAUUUAAAAUGCCGAAAUAUGUUUUUGUGUUUUGUACUUAAAUAAAGCAAAAAUGUUUUGUAUAUAAUAAUCUACCUUGAAUUAAUAAAUUAGGAGAAUUAAGGGUCUUUUUCAUUUUGACUAGUAAUCGUAUGCAUUUUUACACUAUCCUAAGUGUCAGAAAACAAUUUUGCACCGUAGUUAUGUCUUUUAUGCGAGUGUGUUUAUUUGGUAACACUUCUCAUUAAAGCUUACUUUUUUUAAACACACUUUGCAAAGAACAGCUCUUCUUGAAGAGUAUUGAUUGCUUUACAGUACCUUGCUCAGGGACAUGUCAGAUGAAAUGUUGAGCAACGCUUUCUCAACUGUUUAAACGUUAACAGAUAUCAGCAAUAUUUGUCUAAUUUGUUACUUAUUUAUGAAUUUGUAAAUAUAACAGUUUACUAACAUUUUUAUGUUAUAUUGACUUAUGUACCCUUGAAUUAUUUGUCUUUGUACUUUAAUGUCUUUUGAGGCAUAUUUUAUUGCUAUGAAACUUAAUUUCAGGAUCCAAAUUCUCAAACGAUCUUCAUACCGAUCUAAUAUGGUGUUGUAAUGCGCGCUUCUGUACGGUAGAUGGCAGGAUUCACUGAAAUCCUGCUAUCUGCUUAUAACUAAAGAAGAAGCGUUAUCCACCUUAUAGGGGAGGAGCUAAACCUUGGUCAGCUACAGAAGCGCGGAAACAACUUCUGGAAAGCAAACAUUGUUGUCAAUGUGAAGCUAUUGUAAGCUUUUGCUCCACAUUUUUCCACGUCGCACUUUCCACUUUCAUGGCGAAGAGACACGCCGACGAUAUUUUAUUUCCCCAAUCACCCGCUAAGAGAAAAUUCCGGUCGGCUUGUCGUGUUGUUGACUUGCAUCUUGAGAGCAUGACUGCUAACGGGGGCGUGAAUCCUUCGUGCGCACGAGCGUUGUUGAGUGACAAUUUCAUUGAAAGGCGACGUAACUUAGAAUUUCCAGACAUGCCACAAGAAGAAACUGGUAUGCAUCUCAAGACUACAAACCCUGAGCCACAUGAAGAAUGUGCGUCACAUACUCAGACGUACGGAAAUUCUCAUGAAUAUCACAAUUCCAUCACAUCCAGAAAACGACGGCGAGAGGAGCCACUGGAAUUGGAGACUGUCACUACGAAGAGAAACGCAGAUUUUGAAGACUCUACUUACAACUCUUUUCAGUACUGGAGGGUACCUUUGCCUGAGCUCGACCUUUCACUGCUGGAAGAAACCACGGAACAUUGCAGAACAAAAUCCAACUCAAAUAUCAAAAACACUUUGGAUGCAAUGGAGAGCUGACACUGAAGCACUUCUGUGUGCAGCUAAAAGUGAAGGUUGCUGGAAAUGGAUGCGAUUUUCAAUGUCAUAUUUUCAUGACUUGAAAUGUUGAUAUUUUGAGUAGGUAACCAAUAUUCGUUAAACGGUUUUUUGGGGGGGUUUGUUUAAAUCAAGUCCAAUACCGCCUCCUUGACACAUUCUGACAAGACUAAACACUGGUUAGUCGGGCAGCCAUAUUGUAUGUUAGGCAUACUAAUGAGGCACGUUGACACAAUACAGUAUUCACUUAACAUCAUACUAUUUUUUUUCAAGGAAACUUGAGAAAAACAAUACGGCCACAUUUACCAUUCAGGUUCAUUUUUUCCAUUUCUUACCAUAGACUAAUAAGAAUUAGUGCACGUGGUAAUAAGUUUUACACAUCUCAAGUCGAGUUUCAAUUCACGUUUUCCCCGUUGCCAGCCAGAAUAAAUUUUCCCCAUCACCUGCUUUGACUGAUAAUAAAAAUGUUGAAUUGC